Hibiscus syriacus is the source of this 387-nucleotide messenger RNA. RefSeq lists its product as uncharacterized. Lineage: Eukaryota; Viridiplantae; Streptophyta; Magnoliopsida; Malvales; Malvaceae. The transcript has 5 exons. The record is from RefSeq and is a predicted model, not a curated record. The coding region runs from base 1 to 387 and encodes 128 amino acids.
AUGUCCGAUCUCAUCAUUCUGUGUGCUGCACUCAUAGGUCAUGCUUCUAGCAAGUCAGGGUUUGGUCCCCGUACUGUUAUACUAUGUGAUCAGUGUGAGAGAGAGUAUCAUGUGGGUUGUCUGAGGGAUCAUAACAUGGAUGAUCUUAAGGAGUUACUAAAAGGAAAUCGGUUUUGUUGUGCGGACUGCGAUAGAAUUCAUACUGCUUUACAGAAAUUGAUAGUUCGUGGAGAAGAGAAGCUUCCCGAUUCAUCUCUGCAUGUUGUGAGGAAGAAGCAUGCAGAAAGUAGUUUAGAGAGCAAGGACAAACUUGAUGAGCGCUUUGAUCCUAUAAGUGACUCCGGAUCGAGUAAAGGGGAUCUCAUCCCAUCAAUGGUUUAUGGGUAA